UCUGUGGAAACAGAAAGAGCUGGAUGUAAUGUGACACUGGAGCUGAGAGAUCAUGAGAGAGCACACCAUACUUCAGCAGCGCCGCGGAUAAUAGCACUCCUCCUCCGGCGGGAUUUAACCGGGUCUGAGCGUUGGAUGGCCGGGCGAUAGGGUCAGAGACGGUCUGGCAGGAUGAAUUCUUUCCCGUCCAUGGACAGACACAUCCAGCAAACCAACGACCGGCUCCACUGCAUCAAACAGCACCUGCAAAAUCCAGCAAAUUUCCAGACGGCGGCGUCGGAGCUGUUGGACUGGUGUGGAGAUCCACGAGCGUUUCAGCGGCCCUUUGAGCAAAGCCUGAUGGGAUGCCUAACGGUGGUGAGUCGUGUCGCAGGUCAGCAGGGUUUUGACAUGGAUCUGGGGUAUCGGCUGCUGGCCAUUUGUGCUGCAAACAGGGACAAAUUCACCCCCAAAUCAGCAGCGUUGCUGUCCUCGUGGUGUGAGGAUCUGGGUCGACUUCUGCUGCUGCGUCAUCAGAAAAGCAGACAACCCGAUCCAUCUGUGGGCAAGAACCCGAUGCAGGCCAACAUCAACAAUAUGAAACCGGCGCUGUCACAUGGUGAUGCAUCAUUUCAAUAUGACUCCGUCUCCUGGCAACAAAACACUAAUCAGCCGCCAGGUUCUGUUUCCGUGGUGACCACUGUAUGGGGUGUCACCAAUACAUCACAGAGUCAGGUGUUGGGGAACCCCAUGGUGAACCCAAACAGCCACAUGAACCCUAUGACGGGAGGUAAUGGAGGUAUGAACCCGGGACAGUUUACUGGACAGCAGCAGUUUUCCUCCAAGGCCAGUCCAAACCAGGCCUGCAUGCAGCCGGGGAUGUACGGGAGAUCCAGUUACCCUGGAGGAGGAGGAUUCGGGAACAGUUUUGGGGGCGGUCCUAACCACACAGGUGGGAUGGGCCUGCCUGCACAGACACACACCCCUUCUAACUUCAGCCAACCAGCUGCUGCCGCCGCCGCCGCUGCUGUGGCUGCUGCUGCUGCUACGGCGACCGCUACAGCCACGGCAACGGUCGCCGCGCUACAGGAGACGCAACACAAGGACAUGAACCAAUACGACCCGAUGUGUUCCUCCUUUCAAAUGGGACCAAACCAGGCUUACAGCACUCCGUUUGUGAAUCAGCCCGGCCCCCGGGGGCCCCCUGCUCACCCUGGGGCCAUGAACAUGGGGCAGCCACGGGGCCAGAUGGGGCCAUAUGGGGGUCAGAGGACACCCCAGCAGGGCUACGGGCCACGGCCAGUGCAGGGGGUGAAGAGACCGUAUCCUGGAGAGGGGAGCUACGGGCAGCAGUAUGGACCAAGCGGGCAGUUUUCCUCUCAGCAGGGUCAGUAUCUGAACCCUGCCGCCAGCAGAGGCGUCUCGUCACCGCAUUACACCGCUCAGAGGAUGCCAGCACAGAGCCAGACUGGCUACAAGGAACCCAGCAAUAACUUCAGCACGGGAAACUUUCAUUACAGUGGGCCUCCGCGGCCAAUGGGCAGUUACCCUCACUCUCCAUUACCGGGUGACCCCACGCCCCCCGUGACCCCAGGAAGUAAUAUGCCACCGUAUCUGUCGCCAAACCAGGACAUGAAGCCCUCGUUUCCUCCUGAUAUCAAACCCAACAUUAAUGCACUGCCGCCUGCUCCAGGCAACCCUAACGAGGAGCUCCGGCUGACGUUCCCGGUUCGGGACGGUGUGGUUCUGGAGCCGUUCAGACUGGAGCACAACCUGGCCGUCAGUAAUCACAUCUUCCACCUGCAGCCCACCGUCCACCAGACGCUCAUGUGGAGGUCUGAUCUGGAGCUUCAGUUCAAGUGUUAUCAUCAUGAAGACAGGCAGAUGUACACGAACUGGCCGGCGUCGGUGCUGGUCAGUGUCAACGCCACACCGCUCACUAUCGAGCGCGGCGACAACAAGACUUCCCACAAACCCCUGCACCUGAAGCACUUGUGUCAGCCGGGCCGAAACACCAUCCAGAUCACCGUGACGGCCUGCUGCUGUUCGCACCUGUUUGUCCUUCUGCUGGUUCACCGGCCGUCGGUUCGAUCGGUGCUGCAGGUGUGCCAACAUAUAACGCUGUUGCACUUUGGGUGUCCCGAGUUUGAGUCCCAGCUCUGCUUUGACCUGGAGUCCUAUCUAGAGCUGAACUGUGAGCGGGGCUCAUGGAGAUGUCCGGUGUGCAAUAAAGCGGCUCUGCUAGAAGGUCUGGAGGUGGAUCAGUACAUGUGGGGGAUCUUGAACGCUCUUCAGAACUCAGAGUUUGAGGAGGUCACGAUAGACCCGUCCUGCAGCUGGAGGCCGGUGCAGAUCAAAUCUGAGCGGCACAUAAAGCAAGAUCCGGACGGGUUGAUGUCCAAGCGCUUCAAAAUCACGAGUCCCAGUCAGAUGGUGCUGCCCAACGUGAUGGACAUGAUCGCUCAGCUCAGCCCAGGAGCGUCUCCAUACCCCAACAACAGCACUAUCCAGUACAUCAGCCCAGGCAACCGUUUCCAGGGCCACAGUAAGUUUGGUGACUAUCCCCAUGGCAACGCAGCAUCAUCAUCAUCAGUGAGUGAGUUCGUUCAGGGGCCACACCCCCCCGCUGACCUCUCGACCUCUGAGAGCCUGACACACACGCUGCAGGAUACCACGCCUCACCCCCUCAACACAGACCAAUCCCACAAUCCUCUGCAGCACAGUAUGCAGCCGUUACAUCACAGCGGCCCGCCCCAUGCCUGCAGGCCGCCGCCCAGCCAGCAGAGCUCCGCCCCCCGCGGCCACAUGCACCCAGAGAUGACCUUUAACCCCUCGGCCAACCUGGAGGGUCAGUGUGGAGGUCCGAGCAGCGCAGACAUGCGCGAGGCCUCCUUAGAUCUGCUGCCGGACCUGAUGAAUCCAGACGAUCUUCUGUCGUAUCUGGAUCCUCCAGAUCUUCCCAGCAGCAGCAACGACGACCUGCUGUCUCUCUUUGAGAAUAACUGAGACCUCAGACCCUCGACUAGCAGCUGCUCCAUACUUGACAAACACAAAUGCACUUACCGUCACUUCCUCUUCCUGUACAGACUACAGAUUUCAAAACCAGCGUUGACAGACGAACGGAUGCCGACAGUAGCAUUAUCUCUGCCUCCAGAUUCCUUAUUUUUAUCUGCCAGAACGACUGAUUGUCGCUCAAUGUUUUUAAAAUCUUUGUCAGCAAAUGAAUGUGAGAAAUGUGGAGCUGCAAUGAACUUUGCAGCUAAAUUCAGUCUUUUUUAUUUUGAUUUUGAUAGGAAGAACCAGACAAACAAUCGAAGCACAGCUCUUAUUCAAAAUAAAUCAUGUUGUUUGGAAGCGUAAAGGGAAAAAACGGAAAUCAAACUCACACCAUGCAAUUAUCCAUCUAGUUCACUUCUGUUCAUAAUGCAGUUGUAUUAUUUUUGAGAAGUUCAUGUAAAUAUUUGUGAAUACAUUUGUUUUGAUUGGCCAUCCAUGUUUCUUCUGUCCAUGUGUGAAAACAUGGGCUGCGUUCAGAAUGCAAUGCUAUACUGAACUAUACUGCGUACUAUUUCAUAUAUUUGCAUUGAAAUAUAUUUAUAUUAGCGUUCAAAAGUUUGGGGUCUGUAAGGUUU
This is a messenger RNA of Sinocyclocheilus anshuiensis, 3611 nucleotides long. RefSeq names its product zinc finger MIZ domain-containing protein 1-like. Bases 172 to 2985 code for a protein of 937 amino acids. The record is from RefSeq and is a predicted model, not a curated record. Gene Ontology annotation, cellular component: chromatin. Lineage: Eukaryota; Metazoa; Chordata; Actinopteri; Cypriniformes; Cyprinidae. Gene Ontology annotation, molecular function: SUMO ligase activity. Gene Ontology annotation, biological process: regulation of transcription by RNA polymerase II; protein sumoylation. The transcript is spliced from 22 exons.